GUUUACCCUAAUAAAGACGGUUACCAUGAUUACCGCCGGUACGUUUAGUUUCAAACAUUGUUUUCCAAACUUUGUGAAUGUUUCCAGUGUGUUGUUUCUAUUUGACUAUAUUUUACAGUAAUGUUCCCAGCACCGGAAAAACGUCGUCAGCUUCGGCAGACGGCACUCUGCCGGGAGGUGGAAACUUCCAAGCAGCACGAAAGCUACCACAAAGACUUCAACCAAAUCCAACGUAACAGCCAGUUGAGUUUGCUGAAACGCCAACAGUCGGCCCAUUGCCGAGAACGGGAUGACGAUGUUAAAAGGCGAGAGGAAGAAGCCAAAGAAGCGGCCAGGCGGCGGCAGUUGCAGGAGGAACAAGAACUAGCCAUGCAACUGCACGACGCCAACCGUCGUCGGAUCAAUGAGGAAAAGCUUCGCCAGCAGCUUCGGGAAUCCAAUCAGGAGCUUCGGGAGCUUGAGUCCAAGUUACGAGCAGCUUACGUCGCCAAAGGUAUUGCCGCUCAGAAGGCGGAACUGGAAGCUAAAAAACUGGAGGAAAAGAUUGCUGCCCAACAGGAACAGGAAGAGCUGGAAGAGCAACGUCUCAACAAUCUAGAAUACAUCCGCCAGUGUCAGGAAGAGGAAUGGAAACAGAAACGGGAGCUCCGAGACGUCCUGCACACUCAGAUGAAAGCUCUGCAACGACAGAAACAGAUUCUGUACGAGGAAUUCCUCAAAGAGAAAAUGUAUCUCGACGAAAUUUGCAAAAGACUGCAGGAGGAGCGAUUUGCUGAGAUUCAGCGUAAGUUGGAACUACAGGAACGCACCCGUAAGGAGAUGGAAUACUUUAAGGAAGCCCAAUCGAUUUGGCAAGAACGCCAGAAGUUGGCGAUGGCGGAAGAGAACGAACGGAUUCGCCAAUACUUGGAAUCCCGCGAGGCAGAGGAACAGGAGCAACGUGAGAGGAAACUGGAGAGUACACGCUUCCGGGAACAACUCAACGAAAAGAUGGUCGCAGAACUACAGAGUGAAUUUGACGAGGCCCGCAAGCGCGAGGAUCUACUGCAGGAUCUGUACGCCGCCGAAUUGGACGAACGACAGGAAGAUCGCAUCCAGCGCGACCUGGAGCAGCAGUUGCGCAAACGGAUCGAAGCCCGACUCGGGCUGGAACGCCAGCUGACGGAGAUCGAAUGUCGGCGGCAGCGUGAAGCCGACGAGGAACGCAAGUUCAAGGAAGAUCAACUGAAGCUGUGGGCUGAACGGGAUCGCAUCGAUCAGAUGACGAACGAGAAACGACGUCUGAAGUUGAUGGAGCAUAGACGAGCCAUACAGGAACUGCUGGAGGAUCGCAAACGGCAGCGGGCCGACCAGAUCAAGGAACUGAUGCAACAGCAAACUAUGUUCGAGCAGCAGGAGAAACGACGCCAGGAGAUUAUCGAGGAGGAGCGUAUCAAAUUGCUGAAGGAACACGUGACGGCUUUGCUGGGAUUCCUGCCACCAGGAGUAUUGCGCGAAAGUGACAGGGAGCAUAUUCCUCUGCCAAAGCUAAAGAGCGAAGAGAAAUAAAUGGUGGGGGCUUUUUUAAAUCUGCAUUCAAAUGGUUUU
Ochlerotatus camptorhynchus is the source of this 1587-nucleotide messenger RNA. Its product is annotated as meiosis-specific nuclear structural protein 1. The transcript has 4 exons. Bases 121 to 1548 code for a protein of 475 amino acids. The record is from RefSeq and is a predicted model, not a curated record. Gene Ontology annotation, cellular component: motile cilium. Gene Ontology annotation, biological process: cilium organization. Lineage: Eukaryota; Metazoa; Arthropoda; Insecta; Diptera; Culicidae.